GCAAAAGGUCAACAUGACUGCACUGGGAAAUUAGUGGCAUUUUCAACCGUAAAAUGAGCUGAAAAGUCUGUAAAAGCAUGCCAAAUCCACACAUUUCUACACAAGAUUGGUUCUAUCAUAUACCAGCAGCGAGGUCUAAGAAUCCUCCAAGUAUUAUUGCACCUAUCCAGUCUCAAAUCCCAGGCCUCGGCAACAUACCUGAGGGUGCUAUUCCAAAUGAUAAUGAUAAACAUUUCAAAAGAAAGUGGUUUAGAGACACAGAUUCCAAAUAUGUGAAGCUUGCAAAAGCUGGUGGUCGAAAAAAUUUGCUAAGCUUUAUGCCAGGCAAGCUAUCAUCAGAACCAGUGUUGUACCCAAGAGUAGACUGGUUUGAUCAUCAUGGAGAUCAUGAAGAAAACACAAAUUAUAAACAGAAAUCCACAACAGACUAUGUUGUUCUACCGGAAUGGUACAUCCAUAAUGAAAGUGUGGAUGACCACAAUGAUGCAGAUGUUUCUAUGGACACAACUGAGAACCAAUUGUCUAAUGGUCAGAAUUCAAAAAAGAAGCCAAUGAUUGGUGAUUCAAUGACUGUUUGGCAAAGAGAAUCAAAAGAAGCUGCAGAUGAGGCAUUGCAGAAGAAACCAAUCAAGCUGCCAAAAAUUUGUAAGAACAACGCAACAAAGAAGGGAAAAGCCUUAAAAGAAACACCAAAAUUAAAAAGUAAUGUGGCAGUUUUGGAUGACUCGCAAGACAUGAGGAGAUUACUUUCGAUGGAUUAUCAACGAGAAUGGCUCUCAAAUAAAAGUGCAGAAUAUACAAAGGAGAUGAAAGCUCAAAUAAUUCUUGAAAAAGAAAGGCAGGCUCGUACGAGAAGAAUUGGCAAAAGAUUUCGCGACUCGCUGAAGCCAAAAAAAGAGAUUGUAGAAGAGAAACCGUUGUUUAAAUUAAGCAGGUUUAACAAGGUGAAAUCUUGUGUGGACACAAGAUGGUCGAGACUCGAAUCUGAAGACAAAUCGAUGGCACAUUAAUGUAUAGUUUAUCAAUAAUUAACGUGUUUCAUGUAUCUAGUAUAUAAUAUUCCAAAUGUUAUUUUUAUUUAUAUAUGUACUA
Molecule: messenger RNA, 1092 nt
Organism: Dendronephthya gigantea
Lineage: Eukaryota; Metazoa; Cnidaria; Anthozoa; Malacalcyonacea; Nephtheidae
Exons: 9
Coding region: 78-1010 (310 amino acids)
Source: RefSeq, a predicted model, not a curated record